AUGAGAACGAGAAAGAGCACUCUGAGAAAGCAGAGCGAAGAACCUUGUGAUGGGCACACCGAAGGUGAAGGUGAAGGUGACUCUUCACAUUACGAGCAGAUUAGGGACCAAAGGAUCAAAGAGAACAUGGAGAGAAUGCACAAUCUCGGCUUAUUCAACCUCUCCCUUAAGCUCAAAGCCAAACCCUUUAAGAAGAAGAACAAAACCACACUUCACGUCAAACUUUCACCCCAGAGACGUUCUUCCAGAAUAAUGAGUUUGGCUCCAGUUAACUAUUCUGACAAUCGUCAUAAGGAAAAGAAGGAAAUAGAUAUUUUUAUAGCAGAAGGUGCAAACCCUGAAGUUUACACUGAAGAGCAGGAGAAGCUUCUGGGAGAUUGUGAGACUACUUGGGAAUUGUUUGUAGAUGGAUAUGAUGUGGAUGGGAACCGUAUAUAUGAUCCAAUCAAAGGAGAGACAUGCCAUCAAUGCAGGCAGAAAACUCUUGGUCAGCAUACUUCUUGCAACAAAUGUGAAUUACCCCAAGGGCAGUUUUGCGGAGAUUGCUUGUACAUGAGCUAUGGAGAAAACGUGAUGGAAGCCAACCAAAAUAGCAAAUGGAGUUGCCCUCCUUGCAGGGGAAUAUGCAACUGCAGUCGUUGCCGCAGGGAAAAAGGUUGGAUGCCUACUGGCAACAUAUACAAUAAGGUAUUAAAACUGGGUUUCAAAUCUGUGGCUCAUUAUCUGAUUAAAACGCAUCGCUCCGAGUUGGGCUUGGAAGGCUCAGGUGCUGAAAAUAGUGUUGGUGAAGAAAUAUCGGAGACAUCUGCAGAUACGAUGUUGAUUAGACCUACUCGCACGAGGAGGGCCUUGGAAUUUGGAAGGUAA
This is a messenger RNA of Abrus precatorius (Indian licorice), 867 nucleotides long. Its product is annotated as cell division cycle-associated 7-like protein. The record is from RefSeq and is a predicted model, not a curated record. Gene Ontology annotation, cellular component: nucleus. Gene Ontology annotation, biological process: regulation of DNA-templated transcription. The transcript has 5 exons. Bases 1 to 867 code for a protein of 288 amino acids. NCBI's taxonomy places the organism in Eukaryota, Viridiplantae, Streptophyta, Magnoliopsida, Fabales, Fabaceae.